Molecule: messenger RNA, 1505 nt
Organism: Nothoprocta perdicaria
Lineage: Eukaryota; Metazoa; Chordata; Aves; Tinamiformes; Tinamidae
Gene: SAXO2
Product: stabilizer of axonemal microtubules 2
Exons: 4
Coding region: 1-1401 (466 amino acids)
Biological process (GO): microtubule anchoring
Cellular component (GO): axonemal microtubule; sperm flagellum; centriole
Molecular function (GO): microtubule binding
Source: RefSeq, a predicted model, not a curated record
AUGAACUCUGUCCAUUCUUCGUAUUCCGCACUAAGGCGCCAUCGCUGCCCGCACAAACCCACAAGGAUCUAUGAUACUGGACAACAGCCGUACCUCACAACCGAGUAUGUGGAAAAAUACCCCAAGUACAGCAACGUCUCUCCUCCCCAGAGCCUUAAGCCRAAGCAAGAGUAUCAAGCGCAUCGUGGCAAAAUGGAAGGAAUCACCACAUUUAAAUCUGAUUAUUUACCAUAUGAUAUUGUGAAGCGACCAUUUCGGGUACCAGAACAAUAUAAACCAAAGACCGGAGAAAUACAACUGGGAACAACAUAUCAGAAAGAUUAUAAUGCUCAUAAAAUACAACCAGCAAUGAUAGUAAGACCCUUAGAGAGAAAACACACUACAGGAGGAAAAUUGGACACCAUACCAACCUAUCAAGAUGACUAUAGGCUGUGGGGAGUUCAAAGAAGGGAACCUAAUAAGGUGGACCACACAUACCAUCCACCUACAGAGAAGUUUGGGAAUUCUACUACAUUCCAAGAUGACUUUGUUCCUAGGGAACUGAAUCCCAGGAAAAGUUUUAAACCUCUCUGUAUGCCCAAGCUUUCCGAUGUACCUUUUGAUGGCAUUACCAGCCAUCGCACUUCUUACAUUGCUCAUCAACUGGAACCAAAAUUUGUGCGAUCAAAAGAAGAAUACAGGCCAAGCAACAAACCCUUUGAAGAUCUCACAACCCAUCGGAAUGAUUUUAAGGGGUUACCUGGGCAGCUUGCAAAAAGCUGCAAGCCUGAAAAUACUAAAGUUGAGUCAAAUGCUCAUUUUAACGGGCUCACCGAAUUCCAGGAUCGUUUUCAGCCAUGGUCAGUCUCCUUGCCCGAGGUCCGCAAAACAAAAGAAUACAUUCCACCCGCGGGGAACAUGGAUUUCCACUCCACAAGCCACCUUGAUUAUGUUAAACACCAGAUUUCUCCUGUCGUCCCAAUAAGACCAGUUUCUAAUGGAAGAAGAAUCGAUGCCCCUUUCCAAGGGAAUACUACCACAAAAGAUGACUUUCAAGCUUGGGACAGCUGUCGGCAAGAAAUUAUUAAAAAACAUGAGGAAAUUCCAAAACCCACAGGAAAAUUUGAUGAUUUAACCACAUUCAAAUCUCAUUACACACCACAUGAGAUUAUUCCAGCUCAAAGUUUCAAGCCUUUACACGUUGUGCUUCCCAAUUCAGCUCGUUUUGAGGAUGAAACUAUGUACCGCACAGAAUAUACUCCAAAGAAACAAGAGAUGUGCCCAGCAAAUUAUCCAUCUCCUCCAGGAUACAUCUAUGUAAACACAGAUUCCCAUGGUCACAAAUUCUUCCGCCAGCUUACUCCAGAAAUUUCUGAACCAAGUGGUAAUCAUGUUCCAAAGGAAAUAGCUGUUGUGUCAUGAUAUUCCGAAGUUUUAUUUCAAGCAGCUUUUGCUACUGGUUCAUUUUUCCUUAGAUAAAACUGAGAGCAAAWCAAAUAAUGCAUGUUUUGAUUUAAAAACAUUAA